Messenger RNA from Pundamilia nyererei, 972 nucleotides. Its product is annotated as myb-related transcription factor, partner of profilin-like. Lineage: Eukaryota; Metazoa; Chordata; Actinopteri; Cichliformes; Cichlidae. The record is from RefSeq and is a predicted model, not a curated record. The transcript has a single exon. The coding region runs from base 1 to 972 and encodes 323 amino acids.
AUGACGCGACCCGCAUUACGAAGACACGCUUGGGACUCAGUGGACUCGGACCUGUUCGAGCGGCAGGAGGCAGCGCUCUCCCACUGGGCGGAGGAGCUCAGGAGGAAACAGCGGCUCUUCGCCGAAAGAGAGCGCGUCUUUGAGGGGACCCGCCUGGCUCUGGGCGGGCCUCGGAGACGCCGCGGUCCUCCACCCGCUGCCUCACCUGCAUUGGAGCAUUCGCCGUGGAGAGUGGGCGUCACAGGCCGAGCUUCGGCUGCUCACCCUCCCGCCGCUCCGCUCCUCGCUCGCCCGCCAGCCGUUUUACUUUCCGGCCCUUCUACUUCGCCAGGCCGCAGCGACGCUGCCUCCCACCUCGGCUCAGGGGAGGCUUUCUCGCUUGGCGGCUCAGCUGUUUCCGCUAGGGAGAAGCAAGGCUCACGCCGCCGUCGCUCUUCCUGUUUGGAGCAGCAGGAUCAGUCGGCGAGCAAAAUGGACUUUUUCCUUUCACCUAAUCCAGAGACUGUUCACCACCCACCUAAGCCAAAGACUGUUUACUGUGACUACAUCCUGGACUACCCCACUAAUACUCACCAUCCUACCUCCGAAGAAACUGUUUUUCUAUCAUCACAGGCCACUGCUAGAGACCUUAACCCUACUGAACCUAGUGAUUUCUCCCACUCAAUCACCAUUUCCUCGCCUGUCACUCACCCUCUUGCUGCUAACAGGGCAGCUCAGAGCCUGCCUUCCCCUCCAUCUGCUCAGCCUAUCCCUGUAGCACCCCCUCGGGUGGAUAGGGUCCAGCUAGCACCCACACCGGUGCCGGCUCCCAGGACGAGAGCAGCGGUGACCCAGUCUACCUCCACACCCGUUCCUGUUUCUCGGGUGGGGGUGACUGGUGUCCAGCCACCUCCCGCGCCUGUCCCAGCGCCCAGGCUGAGGGCGGCCAGGAUCCGGCCUGACCCCCCUAGAGACUCAGCUGAGGCUCUCUAG